ACAAAAGGGGAAAAUAGUAAGCUUCUGUAGCAGUGGCUGCCCCUUCUUAUAAGACUCGGAAGAAUCCACUCAUAAACCCCACCUUUGUUUAUCUUCUCUUUUUCUGUUUCUCAUUUUCACAUUUUAACAGGAAAAAGAAAAAUUCACUUUCAAGUUCAGUUCAGUUUAGUUUAGUUCUUUUGAGUGUUGCAAUUCUAUGGAUACUCAGAGAGGUCCUCUUUUAAGCUUGGCAUACUUCUGUCAAGGAAAGACAAUGGAAGAGUUAAGGCAGCAUCUUUUGUAUACUACUCUGGAGCUGGAGCAGACAAGAAUGGCAGUUGAGGAGGAGCUGAGAAGGAGAGAUGACCAAUUGAUUCAACUCAAAUCCUUGCUGAGCAAGGCAAUGAAGGAGAGGGAUGAAGCACUGGAGAAAUUUCAGAAGCUUUUCCUUGAGAAGCUUCUUCUUCACCAACAGCAACAGCAAGUUGCUGCUGCUGCUGCUGCUGCUCCCCUCUCCGGAGUUUCCAGCAUUGAAGAUGAACCAAGGAGAGGAAUCGAUUCCAACAAUGGCUUCUCAUCUUCUGAUUGUGAGGAAAGCAUCGUUUCAUCCCCUAUCCUUGACCCAAUGCCACCACCACCACCACCAGCAACCAUGGAGGUAGUGCCUGAAAAGCCAUUACCUGAGAAAGGGAAGCUUUUACAAGCAGUAAUGAAAGCUGGUCCACUCUUGCAAACCCUUCUCUUAGCAGGACCGCUGCCUCAAUGGAGACACCCACCACCACCAUUGGAGUCAUUUGAGAUCCCACCUGUAACCAUCUCUUCAGCAGCACCACCACCACCGCAACUCCUCCACCAGGACUCCUUGAUCAACAUUAACACCUUAAACAACUGUGGGAAAGUUAACAGGAAAAGGGGUCUGAAUGAAUAUGAUGGCUGUGGUUCUCCUACAGAGACCAAGUACCAAAGAUUACUUCUCCCCUGACCGCUGCUACUGUAACAAAAGAAGCGUAGCCUAAAAACUAGUAUUGAUUUUUACAAAACUUACCGGUUUUCAGUAUUAAAUUUAUAGAGUAGUUUAGGGUGAAAAUUUAGGAUGGGAAUCAGCCUAUCAGGAUAUGGAGACUGAUCAAGCAUUCUUGUACAGGGGUUUGCUAGUGAGAGUAAGAAAGAGAGAGGUUUAAUUUUGUUGGCAUUUUGCCAAUGUUUUUCGGUGAAGAUUUUUUGUCCUUAUUUCACCCUUUUCUUUUUCCUGCUAUCUUUCUUUGCUCCAUGAUGUGAAAGGGGAGGUUUGAUUUCUCCAAAA
This is a messenger RNA of Gossypium arboreum, 1282 nucleotides long. RefSeq lists its product as uncharacterized. The record is from RefSeq and is a predicted model, not a curated record. Bases 197 to 961 code for a protein of 254 amino acids. NCBI's taxonomy places the organism in Eukaryota, Viridiplantae, Streptophyta, Magnoliopsida, Malvales, Malvaceae. The transcript has 2 exons.